AUGAAGUUCACCAUCUCCGCCGCUGUUCUGGCUCUCGCUGCCACCGUCGCUGCCAUGCCCAGCAAGCCCGAAGCCAACGGCAACCUUGGUGUCGGCAACGGCAACGGCAACAAGGGCAACAGCGAUGUCCGCUUCCCCGUUCCUGACGACGUGACCGUCAAGCAGGCCUCCGCCAAGUGUGGUGACCAGGCUCAGCUGUCUUGCUGCAACAAGGCCACCUACGCCGGUGACACCACCACCAUUGACGACGGUAUCCUCGCUGGUACCCUCGGUAACCUCCUUGGUACUGGUUCCGGCUCUGAGGGUCUCGGUCUCUUCGACCAGUGCUCCAAGCUCGAUCUCCCGAUCGCCCUCCUUGGCCUCAAUGUCCAGGAUCUUGUCAACCAGCAGUGCAAGCAGAACAUCGCCUGUUGCCAGGGCUCCCCCUCGGACGCCAGCGACUCCCUCAUCGGCGUUGCCCUGCCCUGCAUUGCCCUCGGCUCUAUCUUGUAA
Messenger RNA from Aspergillus aculeatus ATCC 16872, 492 nucleotides. Its product is annotated as hydrophobin family protein. Lineage: Eukaryota; Fungi; Ascomycota; Eurotiomycetes; Eurotiales; Aspergillaceae. Bases 1 to 492 code for a protein of 163 amino acids. The transcript is spliced from 3 exons. Gene Ontology annotation, cellular component: fungal-type cell wall. Gene Ontology annotation, molecular function: structural constituent of cell wall. The record is from RefSeq and is a predicted model, not a curated record.